Molecule: messenger RNA, 276 nt
Organism: Iphiclides podalirius (scarce swallowtail)
Lineage: Eukaryota; Metazoa; Arthropoda; Insecta; Lepidoptera; Papilionidae
Source: the annotation of a GenBank genome assembly
AUGCGCUCUCGGCCGAAGGCGUCGCGGCGCCAACGGACUGUGUCGAGAGGGUCCGAUGCUUUUUGCCCCGGCGCCGUCUGCGCCCGAGCGCGCCACCAGCCAAGGUCACCCUGCGAUCGCGUCACCGCUUACCGACUGCAAGUCCACUGCGCGGCGGCCUUGCUCGCGAUAACUUUUCAACGCCGCCAUUGCCGGGCCGACAAACCUGUCCCGAGACAGUGCGGGAAGCCGAAAUCACGAUCCUCCGCGGACUCGAAAAAAAAAAAUCGGUCCUCG